AUGCCAAAGUUACGCCUCAACCUAUCGAAAGACAAGCGCGAACGCAUUUGCAGUCAUCGUUGGAGUUGUAAAGAAAUAUGUGCCAAUUACUGGUGGACAGGUGGAGAUUCCUCUCAUACUACUGUUAACAUAAUUUUGACUCAACCUACCUACAUAUCUAUCUAUCUAUCUAUCUAUCUAUCUAUCUAUCUAUCUAUCUAUCUAUCUAUGUUUUCUAUUCUUUAUCCUUCUUUCCUUUUAUUCCCGCCGAAAAGUGAACGAAUCGAAGACUUACAAAUAGAAGCAUUGAAGCACAACUUGAAUAAAUAUGAAUUUUACCGUUUUCUCUUUUCCAAUGAAUAUCACCAGCUUAUCCAUUUGCUUCUUUUUUUUCUCGCCCAUUCCUAUUCACAUGUGAAUAUAAGUGGCAUGUCGCCUCUUCAACAGUUAAAAAGAGCAGAGAUAUUAGAAGUGAAUUCGGAUGAUGAAUGUUCAAUAUUAACUCGCAUCUAUCUAUCUAUCUAUCUAUCUAUCUAUCUAUCUAUCUAUCUAUCUAUCUAUCUGCAUUUCCUGAAAUCGUAA
This is a messenger RNA of Acanthosepion pharaonis, 561 nucleotides long. The record is from the annotation of a GenBank genome assembly. Lineage: Eukaryota; Metazoa; Mollusca; Cephalopoda; Sepiida; Sepiidae.